AUGAAGUUUUCUAGAUUUCUGAACAUCCUCAUGCUGUUUGGCCUGUUUGCAAAUAUCCAAGGACCUGGCCUGACUGACUUUCUGUUUCCCAGGAGAUGCCCCCGAUUCAGAGAGUACUGCGAACUCAGAGAAAGGGACCUGUGCUCCAGGGACAGGGAUUGCCAGAGGAAAGAGAAGUGCUGUUUCUUCAACUGCGGAAAGAAAUGUUUAGACCCCAAACAAGAUAUAUGCAGCCUGCCGAAGGACUCUGGCUACUGUUUGGCUUAUUUCCCUCGCUGGUUUUAUAAUAAAGAAAACAGCACGUGCCAACUCUUCAUAUACGGCGGCUGCCAGGGAAACAACAACAACUUCCAAUCCCAAAGUCUAUGCCAGAGAGUCUGCCAGAAGAAAAAAACAUGCCCCAGAGUUAGAAUGAAGUGCGAAAUUGAGGAAAGAAACGAAUGCACAAGGCACAGACACUGUCCCAACAAGAAGAGAUGCUGCCUGUUCAGCUGUGGCAAGAAGUGCUUAGACCUCAAACAAGGUACCUCUCUGACCCCUGAGCUGCCCCCGUCCUCCUGCUUUCAUGUUUCCCCACCCAUUCAUGAGGGCGGGUGUUCACUGAGACCCCGUGGCAUCGUCUACCUGAUGCGGAUCUUAUGGUGGCCAUUCCUGGCAGAGAGGAAAGAGAUGGCCAUCCUUGCCAUUUAUGAGGUCAAGUCAUCAAGCAGUCAUGGUUCAGAUGCUGGGGAGAGACAAUGGUGGCGUCUGCUCCUGGGAUGGUCCUGUCCCGACCAGCAAGGUGGUUCUUUGUGUUGUCAUCCUGCAGCUGAGAAAAAGAAGAACAAAGAGGCUGAAGUGACUGGUCAGAUUCCCACGGAACUGGAAGCACAGCUCUGA
Arvicola amphibius (Eurasian water vole) is the source of this 879-nucleotide messenger RNA. RefSeq lists its product as uncharacterized. Gene Ontology annotation, biological process: negative regulation of peptidase activity. Gene Ontology annotation, molecular function: serine-type endopeptidase inhibitor activity. Lineage: Eukaryota; Metazoa; Chordata; Mammalia; Rodentia; Cricetidae. The record is from RefSeq and is a predicted model, not a curated record. Gene Ontology annotation, cellular component: extracellular region. The transcript has 5 exons. The coding region runs from base 1 to 879 and encodes 292 amino acids.